Messenger RNA from Cricetulus griseus (Chinese hamster), 4364 nucleotides. The record is from RefSeq and is a predicted model, not a curated record. Lineage: Eukaryota; Metazoa; Chordata; Mammalia; Rodentia; Cricetidae.
CUGAGGUAGCCUCUGGCUGGGGACCAUCUCUGCUGUGCCUGCACCUCUUGGCCCGGUUCCCCUGUGCUCUGUGACUCCCGCAUCUCCUGGCAGCUUCUCCAUGGUUUGGAGUUGUCCCUGUGGUUGGGGCCAUCCGAGUGUGUAGGGCUUAGGCCAAGGGGGAGGGGGGAGGUCUCUGACGGACAGCCUGGUUAUAGAUUUGAUGAGGAGGCUGACAUUUCUGAUAGUUUGAGGAGACUUUCCUGAGCUGUCCUGGGCAGUCACUUUGCCCUUUUAUCUUAGGGCAGGACCACUCACCAAACAGCUAGUGGUUGUAAAUUACAUGCUGAGCUCUGUCACUUUCUUGUUGUGAUUUAGAGUUGUGACAUCAUCAGAUGCUCUUCUCUCUAGUUUCUUGUACAUAGAGAAAAUGGGACCCAUAAUACUGUCCUCCCCCAUAUAGUGAACAUGGCAGUCAUGUCUUAUGUGCUCACUUUGUGUCAAGCACAGGCAUGUACCUUGUCAUCUCAUUUUUCCUGACAACUGUAGCAGGUAGAGAUUAUUAACUGAGUUUCACAGAUACAAAAACUGGGCUCAUGAUGCUAACAGGUGGGAUGAGCUGGGACUUCAGUCCAAGUCUCACAGGCUUUAGGGCAUACUCCCCAGGGAGAGAAAAAUCUUGAGCCCUAGCUCCUUGUGAUGUCUUACUUAUGUGGCCAGUAAAGACUUGCCCUGAUCCAACACACCAUCUCUUUUUCUCUAGGGCUGCUGCCAGUCAGCCCUAGACUAAAGGGGGUAACCCAGAGAUUGGUCUUUAGCCACUCCGAACCUCUACACAGGGCUUAAGUGCAGGGUUGUAGGAUCAGCUUCUAAAAGAGCUGAUCCUUCAGUCCAUCAUCCACUCAUUGGGCCUAUGGAGCAAGGUCUCUAAAGUCUGUGAUCCCUGUACCCUUUUGACCCCCUGAGAACAGAGCAAUAGGAGCUGUGGUUAAGGCUGGUCCAGCCCGUCCCUGGAGACUAGAACUAUGCAGUGGAGAACACAGUAGACUCUGAAUUCUGUAAUUUGUUUGAGUGUCUGUUUUCUCAUCUGAAGGGGUAUUUAAGUUUUCUAAGGAAAAGUAAAAUGACCUUGUGAAACCUCCUGGAAUAGCAUCUAGAAAGUGUGUGGUAGGUAGGGAAGGCUUUGCUUUGAGAAGGGACAGCGGUGAUCUGUAAGAGUUCUCUGUGGUGUAAGAUGCUCCAAGGCCCUCUCUUUCCUGGAUCCCACAACAUGGAAAGUGUUAGCAAAGGCAGCGGGAAAGACGCAGGAUGGACACUGGGCUGGGCAUCCCUUAUCCCCAGGGUAUAUACAGGGUGUGGAUCUUGAAGAGGGUAAAGCAGUUUGGUUCUCUUCCCCUGUUGCCCCUGAGGAAUCUGGAUGGGAGUACCUGGCUUGGGCUGGGACAUACCCAGUCUCACCUCUGCAUUGACUCAAUAUGUAUGCCUCUUUCUUCCUCUUACAGCUGUUGCCGCUGACCCUUUUGGCCGCUUCCUUCUUUGCUGCCCCUCCUCACAGGCUCCCCCUGUCCUCCUCCUGGGGCCCAUCAUGAAUGGUGCCCCUUCCCCGGAGGAUGGGACCUUCCCUUCUCCGCCAUCGCUGCCACCCCCCCCUCCCCCAAGUUGGCAAGAGUUCUGUGAGUCCCAUGCAAGGGCUGCUGCCCUGGAUCUUGCUCGUCGUUUUCGCCUCUACCUGGCCUCCCACCCACAAUAUGCAGAGCCUGGAGCAGAAGCUGCCUUUUCUGGCCGUUUUGCUGAGCUCUUCCUGCAGCACUUCGAAGCUGAGGUGGCCCGGGCCUCGGGCUCCCUCUCCCCACCUGUCUUGGCCCCAUUGAGCCCUGGUGUGGAGAUUGCACCACCACAUGACUUGUCCCUUGAAAGCUGUAGGGUGGGUGGGCCCCUGGCUGUGCUGGGCCCAUCUCGAUCUUCUGAGGACCUAGCUGGUCCCCUUCCUUCCUCAGUCUCUUCCUCCUCUACAACAUCCUCAAAGCCGAAGCUCAAGAAACGCUUUUCCCUCCGUUCAGUGGGUCGCUCAGUCAGAGGUUCUGUACGAGGCAUCCUGCAGUGGCGGGGGGCCGUUGGGGCUUCCUCCCCGGCUGGGCCUCUGGAGACCACAUCAGGCCCUCCAGUUCUAGGUGGAAACAGCAACUCCAACUCCUCUGGUGGUGCUGGGACAGUUGGUAGGGGAUUGGCUAGUGAUGGCACAUCCCCUGGGGAGAGAUGGACUCACCGCUUUGAGAGGCUGAGACUGAGUCGUGGAGGGGGAACCUUGAAAGAUGGAGCAGGAAUGGUACAGAGAGAAGAGCUGCUGAGUUUCAUGGGGGCUGAAGAGGCUGCCCCUGACCCAGCAGGAGUGGGCCGUGGAGGAGGGGCGGCUGGGCUGACCUCAGGGGGAGGAGGGCAGCCUCAGUGGCAGAAGUGUCGCCUACUGCUCAGGAGUGAAGGAGAAGGAGGAGGAGGAAGUCGCUUGGAGUUCUUUGUACCACCCAAGGCAUCCCGGCCCCGACUCAGCAUUCCCUGUUCUACCAUCACUGAUGUCCGCACAGCCACAGCCCUGGAGAUGCCUGACCGGGAGAACACGUUUGUGGUUAAGGUAGAAGGCCCUUCAGAGUACAUUCUGGAGACAACUGAUGCACUUCACGUGAAGGCCUGGGUGUCUGACAUCCAGGAGUGCCUAAGCCCAGGACCCUGCCCUGCUAUCAGCCCCCGUCCCAUGACCCUUCCCCUGGCCCCUGGGACCUCCUUCCUCACAAAGGACAACAUAGACAGCCUGGAGUUGCCCUGCCUGAAUCAUUCAGAGAGCCUGCCCAGCCAGGAUCUGCUGCUGGGACCCAGCGAGAGUAACGACCGCCUGUCGCAGGGGCUUCUAUCCCUCACCCCACCAACCAUUGCAAUAAUCUUUCAGCUGUUGAUUCAGAAAAGACAUAGGGACAUUUGGAUUCUAGGACCUCCUCGAAAUAACCAUGGUCCCUCAGCCAGCAAGCAGUGGGCUUAUGGGGGCCUCUCAGACCGGCCGUCAGCAUCCUUCUCCCCUAGUUCUGUCUCCAUUGCUGCUUCCCAUUUUGAUUCAAUGGAACUGCUUCCUCCAGAAUUGCCCCCUCGAAUUCCCAUUGAGGAGGGGCCUCCAGCAGGGACAGUUCAUCCCCUUUCAACCCCCUACCCUCCCCUGGAUACUCCAGAAGCAGCCACAGGGUCAUUCCUGUUCCAGGGGGAGUCAGAGGGAGGUGAGGGGGAUCAGCCCCUCUCAGGAUAUCCUUGGUUCCACGGCAUGCUCUCUCGACUCAAGGCUGCCCAGUUAGUGCUGGAAGGAGGCACUGGCUCCCAUGGUGUCUUCCUGGUACGUCAGAGUGAGACAAGACGUGGUGAAUAUGUCCUCACUUUCAACUUCCAGGGCAAGGCCAAGCACCUGCGUUUGUCACUGAAUGAGGAGGGUCAGUGCCGGGUCCAACAUCUGUGGUUCCAGUCCAUUUUCGAUAUGCUUGAGCACUUCCGGGUGCAUCCCAUCCCUCUGGAGUCUGGAGGCUCCAGUGAUGUUGUCCUUGUCAGCUAUGUGCCCUCCCAGCGGCAGCAGGAACGGAACAUCUUCCGUGACCCAGCCCAGCCCCCUGAACCCCCUCCAUGGACAGAUCCCCCACAUCCUGGGGCAGAAGAGGCGUCGGGGGCGCCAGAAGUGGCGGCCACCACAGCCGCAGCAGCCAAAGAGAGGCAAGAGAAAGAGAAAGCGGGCGGUGGAGGGAUCCAGGAAGAGCUGGUCCCCGUGGCUGAGCUGGUCCCCAUGGUUGAAUUGGAAGAGGCCAUAGCACCAGGCACUGAGGCUCAGGGUGGUGCUGGCACUGGUGGGGACUUGGGGGUGUCCCUAAUGGUGCAGCUUCAGCAGCUACCACUAGGGGGCAAUGGAGAAGAAGGGGGCCACCCCCGAGCCAUUAAUAACCAGUACUCCUUUGUGUGAGAUACCUACCCACCCUCCAUUUUCCUACUCCUAGCCUUAAGUUGUGAGACUGGGCUGGGUAGGGACACCGAGGAAAAUGGGAGCCCCCUCCCCACAUGCUUCCUGACCCUUGUCAGCCAAGGGUGUGUAUGUUGGUACAAGUAGAGGUUCAAGAGCCCUGUUAACUCCCCAGUUACUACACUACAGGUGCCCUUGCCCCAGGCCAAGGACUUGGGCUCCAUUACCUCCCUAAGGGGCUCUUAUGGUCAGUCCCUCCUUGGGGGGCUAUCUCCCCACUAAUUACCCCCCAACCCAAGCAAGGGUGAGGGGGAAGGGCUGUCAGUUAUAUUAAGGUUGUUGUUGUUGUUUUAAACAAAAUGGAAAAGCAUAAAUAAAUAAAGGGUUUAUCUUAGUUCCAUCA